This is a messenger RNA of Oldenlandia corymbosa var. corymbosa, 423 nucleotides long. NCBI's taxonomy places the organism in Eukaryota, Viridiplantae, Streptophyta, Magnoliopsida, Gentianales, Rubiaceae. The record is from the annotation of a GenBank genome assembly.
AUGGAUGUCUGCCGAUUCCAUCGGAUGAUGACGGGACUCAUAGGGGUAUAUCAUGACUGGUGUGAGCCGUUCAACAGCUAUCCACGCACAUUUGAUGUGUUGCAUUCUAGAUUUUUGUUUUCAAACUUAAGUCAGAGGUGUGACAUCAUUGAUGUUUUUGUGGAGAUUGACCGCUUGCUGAGACCUGGGGGUACACUUUUAGUUCGUGACACCAAUGAUAUGGUUGAUAUGCUUGGACCAAUAUUGAAAUCAAUGCAUUGGUCAACAACUCUUUAUGAUGCAGACUUUCUUGUUGCGGAGAAAACGUUUUGGCGGCCUGCAGCUGUGAGUGAACAUAUAGUGCUUGCUGCGCGUAUGGCUCAUGUAAUUGAGGUCAAUGAGGAUGAGAAGUCUGGAAUAGAAGCAAUUGGUUUGAGCAUUUGA